This is a messenger RNA of Patiria miniata (bat star), 2062 nucleotides long. Its product is annotated as sulfide:quinone oxidoreductase, mitochondrial-like. The transcript has 9 exons. Gene Ontology annotation, cellular component: mitochondrion. The record is from RefSeq and is a predicted model, not a curated record. Lineage: Eukaryota; Metazoa; Echinodermata; Asteroidea; Valvatida; Asterinidae. Gene Ontology annotation, molecular function: FAD binding; sulfide:quinone oxidoreductase activity. Bases 137 to 1513 code for a protein of 458 amino acids.
ACCCAAGCAAAUAUGACCUAGGAUUUGAUGUCAAUAAAGCACACUCUGACAAAUGUUUAGCAGUCAGCAGUAGCGGCCGUAUGCUUUACCCCGUUUUGCCGAGGUGACUUCGAUCGUGAAUGAAAGUGACAUUACCAUGACUCUUAAUCUGUGCCGAGCUGGCUCCAGAGUGGCUCAUCUGAAGUUGUCAUGGAUACUGUCCCGUCAUAUGGCUCCAUUAACUUCGAGUUGUCACGGAAGACUUGCAUCUACAGAGGGCAGUACACCAUCACCCAGCAUGUACAAGUUUGUGGUGGUCGGCGGUGGGUCUGGUGGUCUGGCUAUGGCCAGUAGUCUGUCUCGCAAACACGGCAAGGGACAGGUUGCAGUCAUCGAACCAAGCGAGGACCAUUUUUACCAACCGCUGUGGACACUCGUCGGAGCUGGGCUCAAACAAAAAGAACAAUCACGGAGGCCGAUGAAGGACGUCAUGCCCAAAGCCUGCGACUGGAUCAAGGAAAAGGCUGUCGAGUUCGACCCUGAACAUAACAGCGUCAAGACGUCAGGGGGCAAAGUGGUACAGUAUGACUACCUAGUGGUAGCCAUGGGAAUUCAACUCAACUUUGAUCAGCUUAAAGGUCUACCAGAGGCUCUAGAGAAUGAUCCGAUGGUCUGCUGCAACUAUUCCUACAACACUGUCGACAAGACGUACAAGGCCUUACAGAAUUUUAAGAGUGGCAACGCCAUAUUUACUUUCCCCAACACUCCGGUCAAGUGCGCAGGCGCUCCCCAGAAAGCUGUAUAUUUGGCUGAUGACUAUUUCAGGCAGCACAACAAACGUGACCGAGCCACUAUCACGUACUGGUUGCCCCUGCCCUCCAUAUUCUCCGUUGCCCAGUACGAGGCUGUCUUCACAGACAUCUGCAAGAAGCGAGACAUCCAGGUCAACCUUCUACACAAUCUGGUCGAGAUCAAACCAGAGAGCAAGGAAGCUGUCUUUGCCAAAUUAGACACUGAGCCUAAUGAAAUGAUUACUGUGCCUUACGAAAUGCUGCAUGUGCCUCCUCCCAUGGGCCCACCAGAUAUCCUGAAGGCAAGCCCCCUCGCUGGACCAGCAGGGUUUCUUAGUGUCAACAAGGAAACGGGACAACACACCAAGUACCCUAACGUGUUUGGUAUCGGUGACUGCACUGACUUCCCCACUGCUAAAACACUAGCGGGUGUAGCUCAACAGACCGGACCCAUUCUGCAAGCCAUAAGUGCGGUCGAAAAUGGACUGACUCCCGUUGCCAAGUAUGAUGGCUACACAUCUUGUCCUAUGGUAACCAGCGAUCGCACCGCCGUUUUAGUCGAGUUUGACUACAACCUGGAGCCGCUGGAGACGUUCCCGUUCGAUCAAUGCAAGGAGCAACGGAGCAUGUAUUUCAUGAAGGCGCAACUCUUGCCGGCAUUGUACUGGCAUGGAGUACUGAAGGGCUUAUUUCACGGGCCUAGUACACUGCGGAAGCUGAUGCAUCUUGGUUUUUCCAAGUAGAGAAACGGAAAUGACGUUACAGGCAUAUACCCUAAAAUAGAUUCAACAAAUAAUUUGAUCAUUGUAACUGUUCAUCCAUUUUUGGAUAGUUUGAUGUAAUUGUUACUAUUUUGUAGCAGUGAACCAAAUAAUGUGGCACCUUUCGCAUCAAAGCUGGAAUUAUAAUUCGCAGCGCGGCGUUUCGUUUUCCUUAAAGUGCCAUGCAAUAUAAUGUUAUAAAAGGAGUCCUUGAAAAAAAACAUUUUGUAUCCCAUUUAACUUAUUUAAAAUUUUUGUUUUGCCAUUUUCAAGGAUAUUUUGAUGCCCUUAUACUGAUACAUAUUUCCAUAUUCAUGAGAAAACGUGUGGUGUCAUUUUAGGCAGAAACCUCAUUGUUACAUUUCGGCACGGCAGGUUGCCAAAAUGUGGGAGAUUUUGCUGUCAUAAAUUUGAUCAUGAUUCGUUGUUUUGUCAGUACAUGACAGUAGGCCAUUGAGCAAACUUUUCUCACAGAUGUUUGCUAUGAGCAAAUUUUUGGAUUCACGAUUUUAACAGAAAACCCCUAAACUG